UUUUAAUGAUUUUGAAACCACGUGGAGCUUGUUUAAAGAAAAUGCUCGUACAUCUUUAGUAAAUUUUUCUGUUUUUGUUCUUGUCUCCUUUUCUUCAGCUGAAAGGAGUUUAUGCACUGAAACGACCUCAGGAAAACCCAAGAUGGCCGCCAAAAGGAAAGGUGGCCUAAAACUCAAUGCUAUCUGUGCCAAGCUGAGCCGCCAAGUGGUGUUUGAAAGCAGCUCCCAGAACGCAGAAGGAGACCAGAGUGUAGCAGACAACAGCGAACGUGGCAGUUCUCACUACGACGACAACGAGACCAACUUCCCCGAGAGCCUAAGCCAGAGCCUCGAAGAGGACCAGAAGAGACGCGAGGCCAUCGAGAAGUGGGUCAACGGCGAGUACGGCGACGAGCCCCCAGCUCCCGACGACGAUCAGGAGCCUGAGCUCAAAGUGAGCAAUGACGAAGAUGGCCCUCCCGAGGGCGUGUACAUGGUACAGCCCAAAGGCUGCAGCGACGACGAAGACAAUGCCGAAGAGGCUGAGGCCACCGUUGGGUCUCAUGAUGGCAGUUACCAUGACGACAAAGACGCCGAAGACAAGCUUUCAAAAGAAGACAGUUACAUGCCGCCACGCGAGGCCCGGAGUCGCCAAGCAACUUUCUCCUCUCCAGGAGAAGCGUCUGCUCUGCGAGACUAUGCAGCCAACACCAUGAAUGAAUUUCUUGGAAUGUUUGGUUAUGAUGACCAGCAGGUAAGGGAUGAGCUGACCAAGAAGAUCAGCUUUGAGAAGCUCAAAGCUGCUACCUCAGAUCCGUCGUCCCUCAGCAGUGAAGAGGCCUCGCGGCGCGCCCGCUUCUCAAAGUACGAAGAGUACAUUCGAAAGCUCAAAGCUGGUGAGACCCUCCCUUGGCCCAUGCAUGCUUCCCCACCUAAACCGGAUGACCUCAACUCAAAACUGACCCAAGACAAGAGCGCUGCCAUGCUCCAGACUUCCGGGUGCCUACCAGGGACUGAGGCACAGAUCUACCCAUCCAGCCUGGACCACAAACAGCCAGUGGCACCUCAGCUGGGCAACUCCCAGCCGCCCAAUCCUUCUCACAUGCAGAAUGUGGCCUCCCGAGCCUCCAAAUACGACUUCUUCAUUCAGAAGCUGAAGAUGGGCGAGAGUUUACAGCAGCAGAACGGUAAUGCGUACAAGCGACCAUCGAAGUACGACCUGGAGAAUGUCAAGUUUCUGCACCUCUUCAAGCCCGGCGAGGGCAGCCCCGACAUGGGCGGCGCCAUCGCCUUUAAGACUGGCAAAGUGGGUCGCCCUUCCAAGUACGACAUCCGAACAAUUCAGAAGCUAAUGCCAGGAAACCCCGAAGCGUCCCUGAUGCCCAAUGUCCUCGCCUCGGCGCCGGGGAACCCCGGAGCUCCCGGCGUCCCCACCGUGGGCUCAGCCGGGGCCAGUAUUGCACCGGGGCUCACUAUGGACCAGACAGGGCACCUCAGUUUCAAUGCUGCUGACUACAUCAAAUCCAGCUUUUCCAAGACUGACUCCAUCACCACAGGCACAGUGUCGUCUGUUAAGAAUGGUCUGCCACCAGAUAAACCACCCAGCGAUGACAUCAACCUCUACCAGAAAUAUAUUGCCAGGUUCUCUGGAAGUCAGCACUGUGGGCAUGUGCACUGUGCCUACCAGUACAGGGAGCAUUAUCACUGCAUGGACCCCGAUUGUAACUACCAGGUCAGCAGGUUUACCAGUAAGCAGGAUGUAAUCAGGCACUACAACAUGCACAAGAAGAGGGACAACUCCCUGCAGCAUGGCUUCAUGCGCUUCAGCCCUCUGGACGACUGCAGCGUCUACUACCAUGGCUGUCACCUCAAUGGAAAAAGCACCCAUUACCACUGCAUGCAGGUGGGGUGUAGCAAGGUGUACACCAGCACUUCAGACGUCAUGACUCAUGAGAACUUCCAUAAAAAGAACGCCCAGUUGAUCAACGACGGCUUCCAGAGAUUCCGUGCCACUGAGGACUGCGGCACAGUCGGGUGUCAGUUCUACGGGCAGAAGACAACACACUUCCACUGCAGACGCCCAGGCUGCACGUUCACUUUUAAGAACAAGUGUGACAUUGAGAAGCACAAGAGCUACCACAUCAAGGAUGAUGCUUAUGCCAAAGACGGCUUCAAGAAGUUUUAUAAGUACGAGGAAUGCAAGUAUGAGGGCUGCGUGUACAGCAAAGCCACCAACCAUUUCCACUGUAUUCGCUCGGGCUGUGGCUUCACCUUUACUUCCACCAGUCAAAUGACCUCCCACAAACGCAAGCAUGAGCGUCGGCACAUCCGCUCCUCCGGAGUCAUGGGCCUCUCCUCUACCUUCCUGGCUCCAAAGGACGAGCCCGAGGAGUCCAGUAAUGAUGAUCUGAUGGACUUUUCGGCCAUCAGCAGCAAGAACUCCAGCCUGAGCGCUUCACCGACCACCCAGCAGUCCACCACUGUACCUCAUCUGAUGACCACGCCCACCACUGCUGUCUCCUCCUCUAUGUCGGGUCACUCCCUCAAGCCCACGCCAUCACUGGCCAGCACUGGCCAACGCAUGUCGAACCUGCUGACUCAGGCCCUGCCGAGCAACAUGCCAGUGGCCCUGGCUCUCUCCAACAGCGCUCUGGCCACCUCCAACCCAUUCUUCCCCAUUAUGCCCAGACUGCCUCUUCAUCCUCCUGCACCAGCUGCUAGCCUGAUAUCCUCCACGUCUUCUGGGGGCCACUCCAUGCCCACCGACUCGCUGAGCCAGGGCUCCUCCAUUCUGUCGGGGGACGCAGCCAUGGCCUCAACCCCAACCACAGCUUCCUUUGCCACCUCUUCCAUUAUGGAGAAGAUCUCUGCCAGCAAGGGUCUGAUAUCACCCAUGAUGGCCAGACUGGCUGCUGCUGCACUGAAGCCCUGCAACAACCCAGACACAGGGAAUGGGCAGCCGGGUUCAGCCAGCCAGUUCAGUCUGGUUCAAGUGAAGCAGGAGCCAGUGGACGCCAACUCUGGGGCUUCCCAAGACUCCGCACAGGAGCACAGCCUGGAUCUGAGCAAGAAAGACCACAGCAAUGAAUCAAACGGACACCCUGUACCAGGGAAUACAUCUCUUUUAUCCUCGCUUAUGAAUAAGAUGUCACAGGUGAACCCUGCCCUCUUCAACGCCAUGAACCUGAAGACAGAGUUGGAGGGAAGCCAGGGCACCGACACUUCGGAGGCGGCUCAGUAUCUGAACAGAGUGCUGAAGAGGCCCCUGCAGGAAAAACCCACUGAGAUCUGGAGGACAUACCUUCGCAGAUUUGACACGGAUGACUUUUGCGAGGCUCAUUGUGACUUCCUCCAGAAAGUGCACUUCCAUUGCCUGGUGGAGGAUUGUGGUGCACUCUUCAGCACUGUGGAUGGGGCCAUAAAACAUGCCAACUUCCACCUGCGAGCCACCUUAAAAGUGAAGUCAGAGCCUCCCUUCGCCGACGGGAAAGAAUCCAGCGAGGCAGCCCCGCUGCAGCCGGUCGCCCCUGUCUCCAUGGCCAACAAUCACUCCAUGGAUGUGGCACAACUCACGUCCUCCGGUGGCUACAGCUCUCCCCCUCCCUCCCUGCUGGCCUGGAAGCAGCUGACCGGCAGCAUCCCUCAGAUGCCGGCCUCCAUGCCCAACCUGCCCGCUAAUUCUCCUCUGGCCACCACCUCUCUGGAGAAUGCUAAGCCGCAAGUCAAACCUGGUUUUCUGCAGUUCCAGGAAAAUGAUCCAUGUUUGGCUACCGACUGCAAGUACUCAAACAAGUUCCAUUUCCACUGCUUGUUUGGGAACUGCAAGUAUGUGUGCAAGACCUCUGGGAAGGCCGAGUCCCAUUGUUUGGACCACAUCAACCCCAACAACAACCUUGUCAACGUUCGCGACCAGUUUUCCUACUACUCUCUUCAGUGUCUCUGUCCCAACCAGCAAUGUGAGUUCAGAAUGAGGGGCCACUAUCACUGUCUGCGACCCGGCUGCUACUUCGUCACCAACAUCACCACCAAGCUGCCGUGGCACAUCAAGAAGCACGAGAAGGCAGAGCGCCGUGCCGCCAAUGGCUUCAAAUACUUCACUAAGAGAGAGGAGUGCGGUAGGCUGGGUUGUAAGUAUAACCAAGUCAACAGCCACUUCCACUGCAUCCGAGAGGGUUGCCAGUUCUCCUUCCUGCUCAAGCAUCAGAUGACCUCACACGCACGCAAGCACAUGAGGCGAAUGCUGGGGAAGAACUUCGACAGAGUCCCAUCCCAGGUAAUGCCGCUCGGCCAGCGGGCAGACGAGAUGCAGCACGCAACCAGUUUAGUGUCUGGGCCAAUGUCGGCGCAGCCUGGCUUCACCUCCAGCUUCUCCUCUGGUGUCAUUGAUGAGACUGAUGACUACAUGGACUACAUGGGAGGAGGAGGCAGCCCUUUAGGUCUCUCAUCUGAAUCUUCCAACCAGGACAGAAGCUGCACCAGCACACCUGUGGGAAACGAUAGUUCUCCAGCAGGACAAGGCUACCCUGCCACCACUUCUGCUCCUACCACCCCUGCUGACACUAGCGCUACCCAAAACGCACCUCCUUCCUCCCCUCCUCCACCACCUCCUCCACCACCACCGCCACCGCCACCUCCUCCCUCCGCUCCUCAGCCUGGCCCCCAGUCCCAGGCCCCAUCCCUCUCUCCCGCUCUCCUCCGACCCGCUCUCCCCUCACUCCCAUACCUCCUCUCUCCAUCCUGUCUGUCAUACUCUCUGCUCAGCGCCUCUCUGGGAGCCACUCGGAGUGUUGUCAUGCCAACCAACACACCAGCUUUCAGCCCCAUCAUUGCCACUCCGUCUCCGGUUAAAAAUGACGUCCCUAUAGUGCAGGAUGCUGCAGGUGCAAAAAAGCGCUUCUGGAUCAUCGAGGACAUGUCGCCGUACGGCAAGCGCCGCAAGACGGCCUCGUCCCGCAAGAUGCUGGACGAGGGGAUGAUGCUGGAGGGCUUCCGCCGCUACGACCUGUACGAGAACUGCAAGGACUCGGGCUGCCAGUUCUCCCUGAAGGUGACCCACUACCACUGCACCCGCGAGAACUGCGGCUACAAGUUCUGCGGCCGCACCCACAUGUACAAGCACGCGCAGCACCACGACCGCGUGGACAACCUGGUCCUGGACGACUUCAAGCGCUUCAAGUCCUCGCUCAGCUGCAACUUCCCCGACUGCCAGUUCUCCGGCAACAGCACCCACUUCCACUGCCUGCGCUGCGGCUUCCGCUGCACCGACAGCACCAAGGUGACGGCCCACCGCAAGCACCACGGCAAGCAGGACGUGAUCAGCGCCGCCGGCUUCUGCCAGUUCAGCUCCAGCGCCGACUGCGAGGUGCCCGACUGCAAGUACAAGCUCAAGUGCUCCCACUUCCACUGCACCUUCCCCGAGUGCAAACACACGGUGGUGGGCAUGUCCCAGAUGGAUUCCCACAAGAGGAAGCACGAGAAACAAGAGCGGGGCGAGAUUCCGUCGGUGUCCCCGAAACAGGAAGGGACGCACCACCUGGCCGGAAACGUGGCGGCCGUCCCUCCGUCCUCCAUGGCUCUCGCCAUUUCCUCACCCGCCGGGUUCCACAGUUUGCCCCACAACAUCAACAGCAGCGCCCCCUCCAUGCUGUACCAGACGGGGGGCAUGGGCUCCGACUACACCCACCCGUACCAGCCGUCCCCCAUCAGCCUGGACAGCUCCCUCAACCUGGGCACCGACAGCAGCAGCUCGCUCUUCUUCCUGAAGAACGCGGCCGGCCUGGGCCUCAGCGACUCGCUGGACCUCAGCAAGAGGAUCCACCACGAGGCCGCGCGGCUGGGCCACGCCACCGGCCCCCCGCCGGGUCUGCACACGGCUCAGGACGACACCACGGGGACGUCCGGAGAGGCCGAAGACGACAUGUCGCCAGAGGAGGAGGCACCUGCCGAGGAAGACGAUGACGAUGAGGAGGAGGAGGAAGAGGAGGAGGCAGAGGACGAGCUGAACAGUGACUCUAAUGAUGAUUCGAUGGCAGAGCCCGACGGCGAGAAGGACAAUGGCCAGAGUUUUGAUGCUUCCGUUAACCCCACUGAUGCUUCCCCAUUGGAAAAGCGAGAUGCAGACCCAUAA
Molecule: messenger RNA, 6106 nt
Organism: Menidia menidia (Atlantic silverside)
Lineage: Eukaryota; Metazoa; Chordata; Actinopteri; Atheriniformes; Atherinopsidae
Source: the annotation of a GenBank genome assembly